UCAAUGGCAUGCCUCCGAUUAGCAGAGCACGUAAAAAAGCCAUACAAUAAAAAAGGGUGGGCUAUUGUCUCCAACAGGAAGAGCGCAUCACGCACAAGCGCGCCGCAGCUGCGCUAUUCAGGAAGUUUUUCUUUCGUUUUGGUACUUUUGUGGGAUCUGUUCGCUGAUAUAAGCAUUGAAAAAUGAAAGAAAAGCUUUCCCAAGUGAGAUGCCAGUUCAUAGAACAAGUGUCCUCAGUAAAUAUCACGCAGCUCCUGGACGGCCUCCUGAAAGACCGUGUCUUCAAUUAUGAAGAGAAGGACUCAGUGAUGGAAGACCAUACUAAACGAGCCAGGGCUCGCUCUCUUCUAGACAUGGUGAUCAGCAAAGGAAACUCAGCCAGCGAGAAGAUGAUUGGUCACCUGGAAAGAAUUGACCCCAUACUUUGUUCUGAUCUGGGUCUGUCCUGCAAUCAGUCUGCUCAGCCAGCUACACCGCCUCCGGGGGCUCUGAGUGGAUCCGGUACAGCUGCCUGCACAGUGGAGGAGUUCUGGAAGGCUAAACAGAGUGAUUCAAGCGUUUACUCUGUAACCAAAGCUUCCUAUCGGAGCCGUGUUGCCCUGCUGAUCACGAACAUCGAGUUUUCUCACGAGGCGAGAAGAAACGGGGCUGAGAAAGAUGAAGAGAAGAUGGAGAAACUGCUCAAAAACCUGGGUUAUGAGGUGGUGAGACACAGAAACUGCACUGGGCAGGAAAUUAACAACGCUUUAACCGACUUCACUGACCACCCCAAACUAAAAGAGACCGACAGCGUUGUGGUGGUCAUCAUGUCUCAUGGAAAACUGGGAGCAGUUCUUGGAGUCAACUGGAAAGAUGGUGAUGAUGACCCAGACGAGUUCCCCAUCAACAACAUUUUCACACUUUUAGGUCCAGAGAAGUGUCCUAAGCUGGUGAACAAACCAAAAGUCAUCAUCAUCCAGGCCUGCAGAGGAGGCCAGAAAGGUUCUGUCCUUUGCAGCGAUGCUCCAAACCAGGCUGACGCUGUUCCACCGCCUGAAGAAGGGUUUGAAGGUGACAAUCUUCGUUUUGUACACAAAGAAAAAGACUUUAUUCCUCUCCUCUCCUGCACUCCUGAUGCAGUGUCAUACAGACACAGGGAACAGGGGUCCCUCCUCAUCCAGUACAUGGCUGAUAUUUUUGAAGCCCACUCUGAUCGGGACCACAUCUAUGAGCUAUUCCGAAAGGUCUUGCAGCGCUUCGAAGACAGGGAAGUGAGGAACUGCCUGCAGAUGCCAACCAUGGACAGACUGACUCUAACCAAACACUUCUAUCUCUUUCCGGGCCUCGUGGACACAAACCAGUAGCACCACCUGCUUUUGUUAACAUUGAGCCAAUGUUUAAAAUAUAUGACCAACAAUUUUUUUAAUUAACAAUGAGCUUUUGUCUUUUUAUUAACCGAUUUCACAUUCUGUAACUGCUCAGUUUUAUUCACAUUUUAAUUUGAAAUCUUGAUAUUUAUUUUUUUAUGCUGUCAUUUGAUAAAAUGUCUUUUUUCCAGAUGACAUGUUUUUUAAAAACCAAACAGAAUUUUAGACAAACUGUAAAAAAGAUUUUGACACCAAACAGAAAAAACACAGAGAGGAUUAAAGAACUAUUGAUUUG
Messenger RNA from Nothobranchius furzeri (turquoise killifish), 1641 nucleotides. Its product is annotated as caspase a. Gene Ontology annotation, cellular component: AIM2 inflammasome complex; IPAF inflammasome complex; NLRP3 inflammasome complex. Gene Ontology annotation, biological process: proteolysis; regulation of inflammatory response; regulation of apoptotic process. The record is from RefSeq and is a predicted model, not a curated record. Gene Ontology annotation, molecular function: cysteine-type endopeptidase activity. Lineage: Eukaryota; Metazoa; Chordata; Actinopteri; Cyprinodontiformes; Nothobranchiidae.